Cladophialophora yegresii CBS 114405 is the source of this 2073-nucleotide messenger RNA. RefSeq lists its product as uncharacterized. The coding region runs from base 1 to 2073 and encodes 690 amino acids. NCBI's taxonomy places the organism in Eukaryota, Fungi, Ascomycota, Eurotiomycetes, Chaetothyriales, Herpotrichiellaceae. The transcript has a single exon. The record is from RefSeq and is a predicted model, not a curated record. Gene Ontology annotation, cellular component: cytoplasm. Gene Ontology annotation, molecular function: protein binding; guanyl-nucleotide exchange factor activity.
AUGCCACUGCUAGAUCUGCCAGAUGACAUUCUCUCCAUCGUGCUGUCUUACCUGACCCCCGAGGACUACCUCAGGUUCUGUCGGGUGUCAAAGCAAGUGUAUGUCAAGUAUCGUCAGGACUCGGUAUAUUGGAGGAAUGAGACCUCAGACACAUUCCGACUGCCUAUAAGUCCCCUGCUCGCUGCAGAUGGCCCUCGCUGGUACUGGCUGUACAAACGACUCAAGACCCAAACCCGCCUCUACACAUGGGGCCAAGGAGUUAAAGGGAAUCUAGGCCUUGGGAGAGCCAUCUCGGUCCCUCAUCGUCCGCCACCACAUGUUCCACAGCGAGUACUUCCGCGAGUCCCUGCUCGGCCACAGCCAGGGAUGCUUCCUCCACGACCGACUCCUGCCAGGAUACCUCCGCGUCAAAUCUUUCAUAGAACCUCCUCCAGCUGGCCCACCGAGGCGCACAUUCCAGGCGAGAUGGGCGUAAUUACCGAUCUUCAGUGUGGAGGGUGGUCGACGACCAUCCUAUCUGCCAAGGGAAAGCUAUACACCACGGGCUCAAUUGAUUCAAGGGAUGGCAGGACAAUAGGUGAAGCAUUUGAAUCCUUUCAGCAACUCGAAUACUUGACGCAGAGCACGUCUGCAAUCCGACAGUUUUCUUCCGGACGUUCUCACGUCCUAGCGUUGACCGAUCACGGGCAAGUCAUCUCUUGGGACAGAAUCAAUGCGAAAGGGUUGAUUGUAUACUCGAGAAGCGGGUUGCCCUUCGGAGGCAAGCCGACAAGAGUCGCCGCAGGCUGGGGAGAAAGCUCUGCCUACGCGCCCGAUAUAGGCAUCGUAUACUGGACUCCCUUGCAAAACGACCAGACAGAUGAAAUGGAGGACUCGAAGCCCGUGAAUGAAAAGGUGGUUCCGGGAACUGCUCUUCGAGCUACCGAGAAAGGGCACGUCGAAGUCAUCAAGCACAUCGUUCUCGAAGAUUUCAUCGUCUAUAUCACGAACGAGUCCAAGGCGUAUGCCUGUUGUAUGCGCACAGACAACCCAACCCAGUCCGAACCGUCGCAAUCCCCCUUCGAGAUGCCAGGAUACAGCGCACCAGACCGUGAGCUGAAGGAUAUCCAGGGCUCGUUCCGGAGGUUCAGCGUCUUCACGGCUGCAGGCGAGGUCUUAUCCGGCGAUGUCGACUACAUCAGACGAUGCGCCGACGCGGCUCGAACGUAUCCGGAAGCAGUGUCAUCGGGCGAUUGGUCCACCUUGACCACCUUGCUCGCUUCCAGACCGCAAGAUGUUCCUGCCUUGCAGCACACUGGUGUCAUUGCAUUGGCGUACGGUGACUAUCAUUACCACGCCCUGCAUGCCAACGGCAAGAUCACCUCCUACGGCACUGACUCUCAGAGUUGUGGAUCACUAGGUCUUUCUGGCCCGGAGAACGGUGGACGUUUCCGCGGUCUCCGUCGCGAAAGAGCGGGCACCCGCAGUGACGCGGAGUUGCUUCCCAUCGCGAACACCCGAGGCCGACAAAUCUGGUUCGAGCCCGAGAGGAAGGCCUGGCUGCAGUGGAUGGAAGACAAGCUCAACGAGCCGCUCCUUGCCGCGAAUGGCCAACCAGCUCGCCAAAUCUGGGACGUAGACGCCGUCAAACAGGCCGCGUUCAGCGAGUGGGUCGAGCAGGAAGGGAGGCACUGGGAGGAAGGGCCAGUGAGUGGCGUGUUCGCCGAAGGAGAGUCUGCCCACGCCACCAAAACCGACAGAGCAGGCGACUACGCAAACCUGGGAUCCUACUUUCCGAUUGCGAUCGCCGCCGCGGGCUGGCAUAGUGGAGCUUUGGUCCUAGUUGACGAGGACAGAGCCCACGCAGUCUGGUCUAAGUGGGUGGCUCGUCGAGAACAAGACCCCGAUGACGACAAGAUGCGUUCCAUGCCCGGUGCGUUUGAAAGUCUCGAACCCGACAAGACGUACAUAUGGAAGAAGGGCGGGUUUCCGAAAGUGAUACUGCCCGAUGGAUUUGAAAUGCCCGGCGAGGGCGAGCCACGACCGUGGAGGGACGGGACACCGACCAUGCAGGAGCUGGGGCUGGGGAUUUAG